CAUUUCAGAGGCCUUUCGUAUAUCCAAACCGUCAAGAUGGGCUUCACCGACUUCAUCUCUGACGCGGGCCUCACCUUGCUCAACAACUGGGUGAAGACCCGCAGUUACAUCGUUGGCUACGCGCCUACCCAGGCCGAUGUCAAAGUCUUCCAGGCUUUCGAAAAGACCCCCGCGGCCGAGAAGUACCCGUACGCCGCCCGCUGGUACAACCACAUCGCCACCUUCGAGUCCGAGUUCUCCUCCCUACCUGGCGACCCAUCCAAGGUCGCUACCGCGUACGGCCCUGAGGUCUCUGAACUCCCCAUCAACCCUGCCAAGGCCCCGGCCGCAGCGGAGGAGGACGAUGAUGUCGAUCUCUUCGGUAGCGACGAUGAGGAGGAGGACGCCGAGGCUAUAAGGAUAAGAGAGGAACGCUUGGCGGAGUAUAAGAAGAAGAAGGAGGGCAAGACGAAGCCCGCUGCCAAGUCUAUCGUCACAUUGGACGUCAAGCCAUGGGACGAUGAGACCGAUAUGAAGGAGCUAGAGGCGCAAGUCCGAGCAAUUGAGCAGGAUGGUCUCGUAUGGGGUGGCUCGAAGCUCGUUCCUGUUGGCUUCGGUAUCAAGAAGCUGCAGAUCAACUUGGUCAUCGAGGACGAGAAGGUCAGCACAAACGAUCUGCAAGAGAAGAUCGAGGAGUUCGAGGACUAUGUCCAGUCCACCGACAUCGCUGCCAUGCAAAAAUUGUAGAUCCUCUGGUCUGCUUUCUUCUCAACUAUACGCCCUUUUUGCUAGUCAUGUUGCACCCUCGCGGUCUCUGGCCGGCGUGUUCUUGCGUGGCUCAAGAGGCUAUCAGGCAUGGUUAAUGUUUUGACGAUCAUGAGCAUUGGCACGA
Molecule: messenger RNA, 871 nt
Organism: Mytilinidion resinicola
Lineage: Eukaryota; Fungi; Ascomycota; Dothideomycetes; Mytilinidiales; Mytilinidiaceae
Product: elongation factor 1-beta
Exons: 5
Coding region: 37-726 (229 amino acids)
Biological process (GO): translational elongation
Cellular component (GO): eukaryotic translation elongation factor 1 complex; cytosol
Molecular function (GO): translation elongation factor activity; guanyl-nucleotide exchange factor activity
Source: RefSeq, a predicted model, not a curated record